Thrips palmi is the source of this 1604-nucleotide messenger RNA. RefSeq names its product pickpocket protein 28-like. Gene Ontology annotation, cellular component: membrane. Lineage: Eukaryota; Metazoa; Arthropoda; Insecta; Thysanoptera; Thripidae. The record is from RefSeq and is a predicted model, not a curated record. The transcript has 8 exons. Gene Ontology annotation, biological process: sodium ion transmembrane transport. Gene Ontology annotation, molecular function: ligand-gated sodium channel activity. Bases 175 to 1572 code for a protein of 465 amino acids.
GAGGCGCGCCGCCAGUUCGCCGCUUACCUCGAGAACCCGUGCGUGCACGGCCUGCAGUACAUCGCGCGCAGCGACUACCCGGUGGCCGUGCGCGUGCUGUGGGCGCUGCUGUUCGUCUCGUCCGUCGUGGGCUUCGUGGCGCUGGCCUACCUGCAGGCCUUCUCCUCCACGUCCAUGACCAGGAUCUCCGUGUUGAACACGCGCGUGCCGCUCGAGGAGUACCCCUUCCCCUCCGUCACCCUGUGCCCCUUCCAUCAAAUCCUCAAGAACCCGGCUCUCGCCCUCCUGCGCGCCAACGUGAACCUGUCCUCGAGCCGGGCCGCCAACGCCACCCCCGACGACGCCAUGUACCUCCGGAUGAUGUCGGCCCUGCAGAACUUCCGCUACCCCCAGUUCUCCGCGGACUGGGGGAAGCUGGACGUGGAGGCCCUGGAGAGCCUGGGCAGCAUGGACGCCAGGGAGUUCUUGGUCAAAGUGUUCCCGCCGUGCCAGAUCAUCUUCAAGAGCUGCCGGUGGCUGAACGUGGUAGUGGACUGCUGCACCAUCUUCGACCUGCAAGAGACCCACAACGGCCUCUGCUACGCGUUCAACUCGUGCACCAGCAGGGCGUUCAAGGACAAGGAGUGCGCGCCGAGGAACGGCAGCUCCGAGAAAGGCGGCGGGCUCAUGGUCAUCACGCACUUCACCAUGCCGACCGAGGUGGUGGACACCUCGGUGGUGUCCGCUUUCAGCGUAAGAACAACCCCCUUCCUUCGAGUGCAGCGCCACGCGCGGGGCAUUCCGAGUGUGUGGUCGGGUCCUGUUGGCCUGUUGCAGGUGGUGGUGGGCAACCCCUUCGAGGUUCCGCAGCCCGUGGGUGGCUUCUUCAUCAGGGAGGACGUCUCCAUCUCGAGGAUAGAGGCCUCGCUGUCCGUCCAGCUCGCCGAGCCGGACAUCGCGUACCUGCCCUGGGAGGCCAGGAACUGCAUGUUCCUGGACGAGCAGCCGCUGAGCAUCGCCAGGCCGUACACGCAGCAGACCUGCAUCGAGGACUGCCGGCUGCAGCUGAUCUGGGAGCGCUGCGGCUGCACCCCGCACUACUUCAGUCGCUCUCCCGACCAGGGCGGAGUCGGAGCCUACGAGAAGUCGUGCAACGCCACGGGCAUGCAGUGCAUCUUCGAAAACAAAUCUACACUGCGGAGGACGAACAGCGUGCCGGUGAAGAACAAACGAGAGCUAGACGGCCUGAGGCUCUUGGACAACGACACGGGCUACGACUGCACGUGCCCGUCCGAGUGCCAGAUCCUCAUGUACAGGACGGAGAUAACGAACCUCGGCACUUUCAAAGGGUCUCCCGUCUACGAUGACAACGACACUGCUACGACCAUCUUCGUCCGGCAAAGGAAUAUGGAGGCCAGAAAUAUUGUGUACCUCAAAUCACUUCAUCGUACUUUCUCAGAAUUCGUUGCGGACCUGGGUAACAUAGCAGCUCUGUUCUUAGGUGUCAGCAUUUUAUCAGUUUUUGAGUUCGGUUUUGUGUCAGUGUCUUGUUUAAAGACGUUAUAUGAGGGCUUGAAAGCAUCAAAGAUAUAACUCACAUUGUUUACUGGUAGCUUCCAUUCCUC